Messenger RNA from Phytomonas sp. Hart1, 734 nucleotides. NCBI's taxonomy places the organism in Eukaryota, Euglenozoa, Kinetoplastea, Trypanosomatida, Trypanosomatidae. The record is from the annotation of a GenBank genome assembly.
GAACAAUAGUCAAACUUUAGAGGAAAAGGUGUGGCAAAUAGAAAUUAAUGAAAUGGCUUAGACUCCUUUUAGUACGACGAAAGCGGACUCCUAUGCCGCCAAAACCCUAUGUAGAUACUUCCUCUCCGGGAAGACAUAUGGUCGAUAAAAGAUUAUAUGAUAUGGGAGAUUUAAAGAACAUCGAUCCGGAAAAGCCGCACUGGCAGGAUCCUCGCUAUGAAACACGUGAAGAGGUGCCUUUUUUUGAUUUCUUUGGGUUUAAUCGAGAUUGGAGCUGGAGCCUUUUUAAAUUGUCCUUGUUGCUGUUUGGUUUGCUGAUGUAUUGGGAGAUACGGAUGUGGAUUUACACCAAAGAUGAUGGCUUUAGGCUGUUCGGAACUCCAAUGAUCUCACCAAUCCCUAGUUAUGCGCGUGAUGACAAAGAUACUGAGGAGGAAUUGAAAAAAGCGGGGUACACCUAUAUUGGGGUGAAGAACUUGGAUAAUUUAGGCUUAACUGAUUCGUUGAAAUCGCCACCAACGCCAUCGUUCUAAAAGGGUGUGAAAGAGUUUGUAUUUCUAGACUGGACUCUGUACACUUUGAUUUAUUCUUUCAACUUCCUAUUUUUUUAAUUAGGUGUGAGUAAAGAAGUGGAUUCUCUCCAUUCAUCUUAUUUGUCCUCCCUUUAAAAUACACUUAGGCAUUAUUGCCCUAUCUGUAUUAUUAGUGGAAGUCUAUAUGAGUCGAUUGCUUGU